CAGAAAACCCUGUGGGCGGGGCUCCGGCUGGUCACGUGAGCCAAGCGAGGGAAGAGGGGAGCCGGGCAAGAUGGCGAAGGUCUCGGACAUGUACGAUGUGACUUGGGAAGAGAUGCGAGAUAAAAUGAGGAAAUGGAGGGAAGAGAACUAUCGGAACAGUGAGCAGAUAGUGGACGUUGGAGAAGAAUUAAUUAAUGAAUAUGCAGCUAAGCUUGGCGAUGACAUCUGGAUAGUAUAUGAACAGGUGAUGAUUGCUGCGUUGGACUGCAGUCGGGAUGACUUGGCACUGUUUUGUCUUCAAGAACUAAGACGGCAGUUCCCUGGGAGUCAUAGAGUUAAGCGGUUAACUGGCAUGAGAUUUGAAGCCAUGGAGAGGUAUGAUGAUGCAAUUCAGCUAUAUGACAGGAUUUUACAAGAAGAUUCAACUAAUACUGCAGCAAGAAAGCGUAAGAUUGCCAUUCGAAAAGCCCAGGGGAAAAAUGCAGAAGCCAUCCGAGAGUUGAAUGAGUAUCUGGAACAAUUUGUUGGUGACCAAGAAGCCUGGCAUGAACUUGCAGAACUUUACAUCAAUGAACACGAUUAUGCAAAGGCAGCCUUUUGCUUGGAGGAGCUCAUGAUGACUAACCCCCACAACCACUUAUACUGCCAGCAAUUUGCGGAGGUUAAAUAUACCCAAGGAGGGCUUGAAAACCUUGAGCUUUCAAGAAAAUAUUUUGCACAGGCGUUGAAACUGAAUAACAGAAACAUGAGAGCAUUAUUUGGACUUUAUAUGUCUGCCAGCCAUAUUGCUUCUAAUUCCAAGGCAAGUGCAAAAAUGAAAAAAGAUAAUAUGAAGUACGCUAGUUGGGCAGCAAACCAAAUAAAUAGAGCGUAUCAGUAUGCUGGUCGCAGUAAGAAGGAGACCAAGUACUCUCUCAAAGCAGUAGAAGACAUGUUGGAAGCCCUGCAGAUCGCCCAAUCAUAAACCACAGCAAAGCUGCGCAGUGACAGAUUUUUUUCUAUCUUCACAUCCAUACCCCAGUUAUCUAAGACUUAUGCUAAUUUUAAAUUCCUAGUUGCGUUAACAAUGGUUUCAUGUUAGUGAAAGUGACUAUCUUAAAUAAUGUUUUAUAAAGAUAUAAAAUUCCUAUUUAUUGCUGCUAUGAUGGAAAGCCACUGAAAUGAAUAAAAAGAAUAAAUUUAUUGAA
Messenger RNA from Rhineura floridana, 1187 nucleotides. It is a transcript of the gene EMC2, whose product is annotated as ER membrane protein complex subunit 2. Gene Ontology annotation, biological process: protein folding in endoplasmic reticulum. Gene Ontology annotation, molecular function: protein binding. Gene Ontology annotation, cellular component: EMC complex. The record is from RefSeq and is a predicted model, not a curated record. Bases 71 to 964 code for a protein of 297 amino acids. Lineage: Eukaryota; Metazoa; Chordata; Lepidosauria; Squamata; Rhineuridae. The transcript has 11 exons.